Molecule: messenger RNA, 1953 nt
Organism: Arabidopsis arenosa
Lineage: Eukaryota; Viridiplantae; Streptophyta; Magnoliopsida; Brassicales; Brassicaceae
Source: the annotation of a GenBank genome assembly
UUUUGCUCUAAUCUAAAUAUAAAGAAUCAAACUUAAUCUUUCACCCAUAAUGGGUUUACAAAUAUUAUGGUUAUUUCGCAUAAUAUUCAUCGUAACAUACAUCUCUCAUGCCUCGUGUUUGCCAGAUACAGCUGGCUAUUACAGUUUUAUGAAAGAUGCAACUUCUGCGCCAAUGUUUGCUCGGUUCGAUUACAUAAUCAUCGGAGGAGGAACUUCCGGUUGCUCGUUAGCCGCAACGCUAUCUCAAAACGCUAGCGUUUUGGUUCUUGAACGCGGCGGCGCUCCCUACGACAAUCCGACGGCAACGGAUAUCGAAAACUUUGCCACCACACUCUCAAACACAUCACCUAAUUCGUGGUCGCAGCUUUUUAUCUCCGAGGACGGCGUUUACAACACACGUGCACGUGUCCUCGGUGGUGGCUCGGUGUUAAACGCCGGGUUUUACACACGUGCGGGAGAAGAGUACGUGAAGGAGGCUGAGUGGAAGAGCGAUGAAGUGGAAGCUGCUUACGAGUGGGUCGAGAAGAAAGUGGCGUUUCAACCGCCGGUGAUGGGAUGGCAAACGGCGUUUAAAGAUGGGCUUUUGGAGGCUGGUGAGUUUCCGUACAACGGUUUCACGUACGAUCAUAUCUAUGGGACUAAGAUCGGUGGUACGAUCUUUGACCGUGCUGGUCAUAGACACACGGCGGCUGAUUUGUUGGAAUAUGCUAAUCCGGGCAACAUUGUUGUCUACUUGCAUGCCUCCGUUCAAAAGAUCCUCUUCACCACCAAAGGAAGGCCAAGGCCAAAAGCAUACGGAGUGAUAUUUCAAGACGCGAACGGAGUGUUACACAAGGCAGAGUUAGAGAAGAAUGCAAUGAAUGAGGUGAUUUUGUCCGCGGGGGCCAUUGGGAGCCCGCAAUUGUUGAUGCUGAGCGGCAUAGGUCCCGCGGCUCAUCUCGCGGCUCACGGGAUUAAACCGGUGGUGUUAGAUCAUCCGAUGGUAGGGCAAGGGAUGGGAGAUAAUCCGAUGAAUGCCAUAUUUAUUCCUUCUCCUACGCCUGUCGAGGUUUCUCUGAUACAAGUCGUUGGGAUCACAAAGUUUGAAAGUUACAUUGAAGGAGCAAGUGGUGUCAUCUUCUCUUAUAGUUGGACUCGUAGAUUUUUCGAUGGUGUUUUGAAUUAUCUCAACGAGAUUCAGACAAGCCGUACUUCUAGUACUACAUCUCCAACACUGUUGGCCCAAUCCAUCACAGAUUUUUUCAAAUCCAAUCCUCUAUUGAAUGCGACCACAAAAGCCGGUUUGAUCCUCCAAAAAAUCGCGGGACCGAUCUCGAGAGGUCAUUUGGAGCUUAGGAACACAAACCCAGAUGAUAAUCCUUCAGUAAGGUUCAACUAUUAUCAAGAGCCAGAGGAUCUACAGAUAUGUGUUGAAGGGAUCAACACCAUUAUCAAAGUUAUCAACUCCAAGGCAUUCUCCAAAUUCAAGUACCCGGACGCGACCAUUCAUGGACUACUCGAUCUAAUGCUAGGCGUUCCUACCAAUCUGAGGCCGCGGCACAUAACCUCGAUGUUCAAUUUGAAGCAGUUUUGCAUUGACACUGUGAUGACAAUUUGGCACUACCAUGGAGGUUGCCAAGUUGGAAGAGUGGUUGACAAGAAUUACAGAGUCUUAGGCAUCGAUUCAUUAAGGGUCAUCGAUGGAUCCACAUUUCUCAAGUCUCCGGGGACUAAUCCUCAAGCUACGGUUAUGAUGCUCGGAAGGUAUAUGGGCCAAAGGAUUCUUCAAGAGAGGGAGAUUUACCGCAAAACGGAUAAAGAAGCGUGAGAUAUUACUUAGAGACAUUUGCUUUAAGAAAAUCUUGAUCUUGGAAUAGUUUUAAUCAAUGUAUGAUGAACUUAAAGAGUAUGAAUGUGUACAUCUAUCUGUCCAUGUUCUGUUUCUAAUAUGUAUAAUAAUGAUAUAGUGGAAUU